This is a messenger RNA of Mercenaria mercenaria, 3871 nucleotides long. RefSeq lists its product as uncharacterized. Lineage: Eukaryota; Metazoa; Mollusca; Bivalvia; Venerida; Veneridae. The transcript has 7 exons. The record is from RefSeq and is a predicted model, not a curated record. The coding region runs from base 368 to 1741 and encodes 457 amino acids.
ACCGAGGUCGUUAUCAGAGGGAACACAAAGAGAAACUUCGGAAGAGAAACGACAUGAACUGGGAGAGGAACUCUGUGUUACAGACGCAACAAGGAAUAAAGAUGCAAAUACAGACCAAGGAACAAAGCGAAAAUUGCUUCAUUAUACUGCGUCAGUUAAAAACUGGCCGAGAGUGUACAAGUCUCAAGAAAUAAUUAGAGAUCUGGUGGAUAGAUGUUCGAAACUUGAAGACGAUUUUCAAUGGCAUAAUCAACAACAAAAGGGAAAAUAUCUAUCUGAGAUCGACAUAUAUAUAGACAGCAGUGUAGAACAACUGGAUCCCAAGUCAUUGCUAGUGCGAGGCGACAGUUUAGAAAAGAAGGGAACGAUGCGUCUUCACGUAUCUAAGAGGAAUAUGCCAGACGAGUCAUUUUCUUUAAACAAAUUUUUUUCUGGGAUAUUUAUUGACGAAGAAGGAGUGAAGCUUGUGGAAGAUCUAUCACAUGAGCAAAUAUUUGUAGUCGUACUACAAUCAGUGGCUGAAAAGCCGUUCGUUGAACAGUCACAUCAGUUCGAACUGCAGAGGGCUAUACUUGAAAUAAGCUCCCUUCUCGAGAGUGUUGUGUUCGAAAUACUCACCGUUAAAUGUGAAACAUUGAAGCAAUUAUACCCUCUUCAAGCUAACCAAUCAAAAGAAAAUAUGAAAUCGAGUUUUAGUGAAAUGGAAUCACAACGCAAUGAAAGAGCAAGGGAACUGCUCGGGGAAAUGUUUGCAUUUUUCAAUCGGAGCACUUUGCCAAAAAACAAGCGCAUGGACGUCCCCGGAUUUGAACGUAAACGAGUUAGUAGAGAGAUUACAGAAAAGCUGUUUGACCUUGAUAAAACAAUACGGGGUUGUGGGUAUAGUCACAGCACAUUUAAUGUAAAUGUUGAAAGACUUCCCGGUGAAAAGGAAACUAUGGAUCGCAAGGAACGGAUAACAAAGUUCUUAGAAAAGCAUGGUAUUAAUGAUAUCAAAUUAAACAUCGUCUCCGAGUCUGUGGCAGAAUAUAAACGUGUAGGCGCCGGAAUAAGUAUUCCUAAAACCGAAGAAGGAACUGAAUACCAUAAAGGAACUCUUGGGGGAUUUGCAUCCUUCAGUAAAGAGAAAGAAACCUCUUCAUGUGCUCUUUUCUCUCGGCACGUUGCACAUGGCUGCAUUGCAAAAGUGUAUGUCGAUGGUGAGAAUGGAAAAAUGACCGAACUGGGAGAGAUAUUAGAAGAUACAUUACAAGCCGGAAGCUAUGAUAUAGCCGCUGCUAAAAUACACGACCAUCAUGUCCCACAAUGUGAAGUUGAGUUCAAGAAUUCAGAAAACACUCCACUCCCAGGAAGGCUUUAUUCACCAGCAACUAUCGAUUUACAGGAUCUUCAAGUCCACUUGUGGGGAUCUGCGUCGAAACCUGGACUUGGAAUAAUAAAAAUUCCAGAGUUAAGCUAUCCAAAUGCGACCGAGACGUACAUACAAAUAGAAGACAGAAAUAUAUCCAAACGAAUGGCUGCUGAAGGUGAUAGUGGUGCCAUAGUUUGUGCUGAUGAUCUUGAUGACGAACACGUCCAUGUUAUUUCAAUGCUGAUAGGUUCGAAUAGUGACACAAAGACACUUCAAGAUCCCAAUGUGAAAAGAACAUAUAUCGCCUUUCCAGUACAGAAAGGCGUCGAACGUUUACAAAUGAAGACAGGUGGUACCUUUUCCCUCCAGGGAGUUAGCAAUGAUCAGUAAAAUUAGUUAAAAAAAAAACACUAUUUUUUACAGAAAUCAUUUUCGGAAUUGUGUUUUGUAAACGUUCUUUUGUCGACGAUCCCUAAUGUCAGGAACGAAAUGAACAAUCCCUGUGCAGGCACGGUAAUAAAAUGUGAUAAAAUAUCAUAUUAGGUAAAACAUAUACAUUACUUUAAGUCACAUUAUAAAUAAAUCAAAUGCUUAUAUUUCAUAUAGUUUGUGUGUUUGAGACAUAUUCACCACCUCAAUUUGCGUAUGCAGAUGGUAUAAAAGGUCAUAUUAAAAGUAUCAUGAUUUGUCUUCUUUCUAUCUUCAAAAAUCAUGUUUCGUUUAUUCUAAGGGAACAUUUUAUGAAUGAGUCGAAAAUAAAUAUCAUUUAUUUGUUCUGACAACAGUUAAACAGAAAUGUCAUUAUUUACAUUGAUUUCAUAGAAAUUGAUCAUGUAAUUGGAUUGCUUUACAAUACACUGUACAAUAAUGUUGCAUGCUUGACAUUAUUUCAUUAAUAACCAUUGGACGCGUAUAAAUGUCUGAACUAUAUAAUGUUUAAAAGUAGUAAAGCGUCCAACAGCUAUAUGUUCUCGUGGUUUACUCGCAAUCUAUAAUUUAACACGAUAAUUUAUAUAAAGUCAUGUGUUCAAAAUGUUUGAAUUUCUCUUUGCCGAAGGCUGAGAAAGAACACAAUAACUGUACAUACUGCUCCUUUUCAGUCUCUAAAAUAUGCAUGUCAGCAAUAAUUAUGUAUAAUCAUAUAGUAGUUUUUGUUUACAUUAAAAUCCUUAUUAUCAAGUAUUUUUGUGAGUUAACAUAUUAAUAUUGCAUAAAUGUUAAUGUAUAUUGAUUUGUUAAGAAUAGGUACAUCUCCCUUAUCAUCAAAAAUAAUGGAAAAAAUAGUCAAUAUUUAUGUGAGCAAUCCACAUAGUACCUUGUUCAAAUGUCAAAGGUCUCGAUAGAAUGAACACCUAUUAGGCAGGACAAGUCAUCAUGUGCACACUCCUUUUUCGUAAAAUAUUUAGAAGCAUAUAAACUUUUAUAUACUAUAGCAAAUAGCGUGCUCAAAAUUCUAACUCUUUAUAUGUUUUAAAAGGAUAUCGUGAAACUGCACGAAUUUUGUAAACAGCAACAUGAAUGAUUAGGCAAUGCUAUAAGCAGUUUUGAUAAAGUAGGUUAUUUUUUGAAAAACAACUAUCAAUUUUUAAUUUUUGUCCUCUAUUUUAAGUUUAGUACUGCUUAAAGUAUUAGAUCACUAAUAGAGAACCUCCUUUUUGAAGAGUAUUCAAUUCCUACCAUUAUCCUACUUUUACUGCAAUUCGUAGGUUCAAGCCCUACUGGGACCAAUUUUUUCCCCUUAUUUUCCUUUUUUUUCUUAUAAGUUUUUACUUCUUUCAAGACUUAUUAUUGAUUUCGUGUACAAAAAUGGAAAAAGAUGAAUCUUAUAAGUGAUUUCUUGGUGCUCAAAGUGAAUUUACUACUUAAACAGAAGGGGUAGAGUUACACAUUUUUAAAUAUAUCGAGUUACACGAGGUGAAAGUUCUCUAUUUUGCUUUCACUCUUAGAUUAUAUACUGUGGCAGAAAUUUAGGUAGGUUUUACGUCUGCCCUAAGAUUAUUUUUAACUGGAGUAAGCAAAAUUCAAAACAGAAACACAGCAUUCGACCUUAUUUUUUCAAUGUUGAAGUAUGAAUUCUGUCUUAUUUAAAUCCUUUUGCUUGAGGCACCAUGAUAGAAAAAAGGAUAUUGACAUUUUUAUUUUGUAUUUUAUAAUUGUUUACCAAUAGUUUGAUGUUUCUUUUAUUAAAAUUAAUGGUCAAGUGAGUUCUCUGCAAACGUUUUGGAUAGUGGCUAUCACGUUGAAAUUUGUCUCUACUUGAGCUUGAGGAGAUACCAUAAGUUAUACAAAAUUUAUAAAAAACGGCACGGUAAAAGUUGUUUAAAAAUUGCAAAAUAGUGCAAAACACGGUUACCUUUCAGAAAAUGCCAAGCAAAGGCCAUUUUGUAAACAUUACUAUUAGUGCUCUAAUACCUUAAAGCAUUAUAUCUGUCAGCAUGAAAAAAUGUUUCAAGUUGUACUACAGGCUUUUUCUUGUCUAGAUAUAACCAUGUUUAUAAUAUUAAAUUCAUUGUAAUAUUG